AGUCGUGAAUAGUUCUCCUCAGUCCUGUUUUUGAUUAAGUUAUAUCUAGUAAAGUUAUAUAAAUUAUGGAACUUAAAACGGGUACCCUAAUUCUAACAGUGUUGUUCCUGACGACAGUGCCCUUACGAAAUGUUGUUUUGGCGCAACUAACCGGUGCUGAUUUCGAACACUCAAUUGUCGUCUCUUCCUUGAUGAAUAACGUAUUUACAACACAAAAUAAGCACAUAAACAUGUUGCCAGGAACCUUGCAUGACGCGGGCAAUAUUACUGCUACACGAUAUAUUGGAUUGAGUAACGUCAACACUAGACUUCUCAACAUUGAUGUCGACUAUGCAAGAAGUCGACUAUACAUUUAUGACUCAAACACGGCUUCUAUAUAUGCAGUGGAAAAUUUUAACUGGAGAGAUUUCUUUUCCAACCUUGCCUUGACUGUAAUUCAUUCUGGUUUAUCAAGGUCUUCAACUCGUAUAUCUGUAGAUUGGGUUUCAAACAAUAUAUAUUGGACGGAUGCUUUAUAUAGUUGGAUUGUAGUUCAGUCUGCAGACAAAGAUGGGGAGUACAAAAUUUUAAUAGAUAAUGACAUUGAAAAGCCAUACGCAUUGGUGGUUGAUCCCAUUAGCAAGUAUAUGUUUUGGAGUGAUAUUGGUCGCAAUGUGAAGAUUGUACGAGCGUCUUUAUCAGGUACUGACCAGGAAGCAAUCAUCACAACUGGGUUGGUGUUUCCGAUAAGUAUUGCCAUUGACCAAGAUGAUAGCCGAUUGGUUUGGGUAGACGCGUCACGUGACACGCUGGAAACGAGUGAUUUUAACGGGACUUCGCGGCGUGUUAUUCGCAGAUUGUCACACACGGAAUUCUAUGACGUUGCAGUGUUUAAGGAUCUGGUGGCUGUAACAGAAUUGACAAAUGGAACUUUAUUAGUGUUCAACAAAAAUACAGGAGAAUUGUUUCAAACUAUCCGGUUGACAGAUGGUGAACCUUUUGUUGCUGUUACACUAUAUACUGCACAAAUUCAACCACCGCAAGUUGGUGAGUUAUACAAUACAAACAACAAAAAUACAGGAGAAUUGUUUCAAACUAUCCGGUUGACAGAUGGUGAACCUUUUGUUGCUGUUACACUAUAUACUGCACAAAUUCAACCACCGCAAGUUGAUGGUUGUUUAAGUUUCGGUUGUAGCGAUAUUUGUAUUAACGAGAAGAAUGGUCCAGUAUGUUUGUGUAAAGAAGGUUAUACUCUCAAUCAAGAUGGCGUUUAUAAAACGUGUUCAGAGGACCUAGGUGCAUACCAUCGUGCGGUUGUGACUUCCAAUGCCAAUAGCAUAUGCUUAAUGGAUUUUCGAACUCUAACUUCUAACGUUAAUGCAGGCACUUCCGACUGCUUUUUAGAAGGUGGAACCGCCAUCUCGCAAUUUGACAUAGAUAUGAAUGAACGCCAGCUAGUGUAUGUUGACGGCAGAGAAAUAAUCAGUGUCAAUAUUCGAGCGAAUCCCGUAAAACGCAGACUGCUAUCAGCUACAGGAACAAUUACAGGUAUUGCCAUCGACUGGCGGGAUAACAACGUGUACUGGUGUAUGGGAGGACUCACGGGUAAAAUCAGCGUGGUUUCACAGGAUACAGGAAUGGCAUACAACUUGAUCGCAACUAAUCUCGCGUACCCGAAACAUCUUAAUAUUGCCCCCUUUCACAGUAUAUACUUCAUUGAUAAUACCCAAGUCAAAAGUUGUGACUUUGAGGGGAAACAAUUGACGACAUUGGCUUCGACAUCAACUUUAAUAUCGCCGAUGCUCGUCCUGUCUUACAAAAAUUUUCUGGUCAUUGUUCCAUUUCAGAAUUUUCUUAUCGUUGCCGACAAUUCUUUCGCUAGCAAUGUUAUAAAGGUUUUUGAAAAGAAAUCUGAACCAGUAUUAAAGUACCAGAUGUCCAACAUUGACUUGGUUUCGUUGACGGACUUUCAUGUGUUAGAUGCAGCACUUCAGUCCGAGCAGCAGGAAGAUUCUGAUGCUUUUAUUGUUGUCUAUGGUGUUGUUUCUGUGGUUGUUGGUGAUGAUGGUAAUGAUGAUGAUGAUAAUGAUGAUAAUUGCGAAGAUGGUGAUUAUUAUGAUGUCUCUUCUCUUGCAGCUCCUAUGACAGACAAUUUUCUCGUGGUUACUGACUGGACACAUAAUACGAUCUAUCAGGUGUCCCUAGUUAACGAUGAGGUCAGAGCUAUUGACACGGACACUUUUGGGAGUCCAAUCGCUAUUGCGUAUAAUUAUAUUACAAGGGAGCUGAUGUGGAGUACCAACGAAUUGAUUCACCAACUAAGUCUUGAAAAUCAUAAUUAUAAAGUUUUCUUUAAUACAGAGUUACUAGGGUGCCAUGCAGAUCGUUUCGCUAUCGACUACCCGAGUGGAAACUUAUACUACACCGCUAACCCCACUUCACUGUCAGGAUUUGUAGGAAUUGGUGUUAUAUCAACUAAUAGUCUUCACAAACGUCUCCUUACUGCUGGAUCAAAGCCAAGAGAUAUUGUUCUCGAUUCAGAAGAAGGACUGAUGUUUUGGACGGACCAUGGGUAUAAUCCUCCCUAUGUAGCAAGAGCAAACAUGGAUGGUACAGACGUUAAGCAAAUCAUUAACAACGGUCUUGUCUGGCCAAAUGGUCUGGCAAUUGAUACAAAAGCUAAUGUACUGUACAUAACCGACGGUCAAACAAACAUUAUAUACAAAUGCUCAUACCAUGGUGUUUGCACGAACCAUUUUUCAGACAGUGGGUCGCAUCUUAUGGAUAUAACAUUACUUGGUGAUUAUAUGUAUUACACAGCUUGGAAUAGACCGUAUAUUUCCAAAUUGUCCAAGACAAACCCUUCAAGUGUUAUUAAAGUUGGUUACAGGCCUGAAUUAGGAAGAUUGGAUUCGCUAGCACUUUAUAGUUCAAUGCUUGACAAAUCACAAUCAGCAGCCUGCUCUGAGAAUAAUGGGCGUGGUCCCUGCAGUACAUUUUGUCUUUCUAAAAAUACCGGAUACACGUGUGCAUGCGAAGACAACGUAGCACUAAGAAGUGAUAGCAUAACAUGUGAAAAUGUUGAACUGCUGACAACAAGAAUAACUACUACUACUGGUCCUACUACUACAACUACUCCUUCAACUACUCCUACUACCACAACUACUACUACUACAACAACUACAACUUCUACUUCAACUACAACUACUACACCUACUACUACAACUACACCUACUUCUACAACUACACCUACUACUACAACUACACCUACUACUACAACUACUACACCUACUACUACAACUACACCUACUACUACAACUACACCUACUACAACUACUACACCUACUACUACAACUACACCUACUACUACAACUACACCUACUACUACAACUACUACACCUACUACUUCAACUACUACACCUACUACUACAACUACACCUACUACUACAACUACUCCUACUACUACAACUACUACACCUACUACUUCAACUACACCUAAUACUUCAACUAAUACACCUACUACUACGACUACACCUUCUACAACAACUUCACCUACUACUACAACUACACCUUCUACUACAACUACACCUACUACUACAACUACACCUACUACUACAACUACUGCUACUACUACAACUACACCUACUACAACAACUACUUCUUCUACUACAACUACUCCUUCUACUCCAACUACUACAACUACCACACCUACUACUACUACAACUACACCUACUACUACAACUACACCUACUACUACAACUAUACCUACUACUACAACUACACCUACUACUACAACUACAUCUACUACUAGAACUACUCCUACUACAGCAACUACUACAGCUACUACUACAACUACACCUACUACUACAACUACAUCUACUACUACAACUACACCUACUACUACAACUUUACCUACUACUACAACUACACCUUCUACAACAACUACUCCUACUACUACAACAACUACACCUACUACUACAACUACACCUACUACUACAACUACACCUACUACUACAGCUACUGCUCCUACUACUACAACUACUUCUAGUAUAAUAACUUCUUCUAGUACACCAUCAGUACUUUCAACUAGUUAUCAAAAAGCAACGUCAUCUGCUUCUGAAGUGCCACUGACUUCGACAAAUUUAAUGGGACCAAUAAUUUUGCCAAAAGCGACCCCGUCAACACCAAGUCCGAAAACGCUACCGGAUGCGGCUAUUUGUGGGGGCAGUGCCGGGUUUGCAGUCCUGAUCAUUGUCAUAAUUGUCCUUGUUUGUGUUAUCCUUAAAAGGCGCAACAAUAAUGGAAACAAAGGCGGUGACAGUGUGAACUAUGAUCAUUUUCCUUCUGACAGCCCAAGUAGACCCGAUUCAACUUAUGAUGUUAUAGGCAGCUUUGAUGAGCCGGAUAAUAAGGAAAAUCAAGAGAGUGAUAACAUGGGCUUGAGUGAGACACAGAAUGAGUAUGAACAGCUAAGCUUCACGAGGAACGAAGUUCCAACAAGCCAGUUUAGACCACCUGCAGUCCCAAACGUUUAUGAAGACAUGAAUGAAUUAACAAUGAUUACAGAUGAACCGCAAGAUGAUUACUUGCAGCCAUCUUAUUUAAAUCCAUGUUUCUCCUCCGAUGAAACUGACUUCAACAACCCAGUUUAUUUAGAUGAAUCUGAUAGAAGUAUUACAAACCCAGACCUUCAAUAGAUCUACAUCAAGCUAAGCAAAUAAUAAAACCUGAAAUCAUAAGUUAUGAGCCUCAGUGCAAGUGAAAAAGAUAUUUGUUCAUAGCUUUUUUGUUACAUGUUAUAUAUGUUAAUUGAUUAGCCUCUUAAGUUCUAGGUACAAGUGCAAAUGUGCAAAUAAUGUGUAUACACUGGAAUAUUACACGUAUUAAAUUGCCUGAAAUCAGUGAAGUAAUUGUUUGAAUCGUCUUGAGGAUAUCUUCAAAGUACUAAAUUGGAUUAAAUCAUGUUGAAGCGGAUAGUUAAUAUGUUAAAAUAAAGAUACUACUAACAGUUAUAAAAGCAAGGGAAUGUUUUUUUUUAUUGUUUUUUACAUUCCCUUACUAUAAAUCUAUUAACAUGUGUUAACUUACUAGGAAAUAAGAUACAGAUUUUGCUUUAUUCUCCAGUAAUACCCAUAAUGGUAAGAACAUAACACUUGACUGCAGACAUUUUAUAUACUUUUUAUUGACAUUUUUAACGUAAAAGCCCUUUCAUCAACGAUAGCAGAGAGGAAGAAUGUAAACAUAAUUAGAACUAUGUAUAGUAUAUUUUAUUAAGCUUUCAAACAAAAAACAUGUAAGAUCAAUGAUUAAAUCAAUAAGUGAAUACAUGAGCUUGAGUAAGAAACAGAAUGAGUAUGAGCAGUUAAACUUCAAGAGGAAGGACGUUCCAAGCCAGUUCAGACCAUCUGCAGUUCCAAAUGCUAUAUAGCCAAGAUUGUGUUCUCUAUGUUAUAAUAUUUGUGUUGUUUUCAAUUAUAUUAUGAUACGAGUGUAACAAUAUACCACCUUAUCAAUGCAAUUAUAGAAAAUGAUUGAAAGGAUGUUAAAAGGAUUGUUACCUUUAACGAUCGGGUCAUAUUUAACUAGGCUGAUAUUCCGUUUUGUUCCUCAAAUUAAAGGUACAUACUACCUCAGGAACAAAUAAAUUGUAUCUGAUUUUGAAGGACCAUCACGAAUCUUGUCACCUGAAGAACAUAUCGAUUAAUGUAAAAUAACUUUAUAAAGUCAUAAAUGUAUCAAAAUAUAAGCAAUGUAUUUUUGAC
Messenger RNA from Ruditapes philippinarum (Manila clam), 5741 nucleotides. RefSeq names its product low-density lipoprotein receptor-related protein 5-like. The record is from RefSeq and is a predicted model, not a curated record. Gene Ontology annotation, molecular function: calcium ion binding. The transcript has 21 exons. NCBI's taxonomy places the organism in Eukaryota, Metazoa, Mollusca, Bivalvia, Venerida, Veneridae. Bases 66 to 4676 code for a protein of 1536 amino acids.